UGAGUGAGUGAGUGAGUGAGUGAGUGAGUGAGUGAGUGAGUGAGUGAGUGAGUGAGUGAGUGAGUGAGUGAGUGAGUGAGUGAGUGAGUGAGUUGAGGACAAUCAGUCGUGUCUGUGCAGCUCAACAGAAGGAAGUAAGCGAGAGAUCACAUUUAUUCUCAUGUAAAUAUAGAGGAUCAGUUUAAUGGAGGAGUUUACAGAUGAAGGAUUCAACACAAAAAACUAGCUGAAGAUUCAAGACUCGAGUUCUCUAAGAAAAGGGCAGCUGCGAGUGAAACACAAUGAGCACCGUGAAGCCGUGGACCAAUCACAACAUCAGCUCCAAUCUCUCGUGUCCUCUGGAGGAGGAGACGCUGCGCGUUCCUCUGGCCGUCCUCUACUCCCUCAUCUUUCUGUUCGGUCUGGUGGGAAACCUGCUCUCUCUGUGGGUCUUCAUCUUUCUGCACUCGCGCAGGAACUCCAUCCGCAUUUUCCUCAUCAACGUGGCCAUUGCAGAUCUGGUGCUGAUCGCGUGCCUUCCCUUCAGAGUGCUGUAUCACGCUCGGGGCAACCACUGGACGCUAGGGGAGCGCGCGUGUAUGGCGGUGGGCAAUUUCUUCUACAUGAACAUGUACGUCAGCAUCACCCUGCUGGGUCUGAUCAGUCUGGACCGCUAUCUGAAGAUCAUUGGUGUGCGGGGAUCUCGACAGGGCUGCGGCCUGCGCCGGCUGAGAGGAGGCUCCGGCUGGAGCGUGCUGACGUGCGGCCUGCUGUGGACGUGCUCUCUGACGAUGGUGGUGCCCAUGAUCGCCCUGACGGAGGGCAACGAGGAGACGUAUAAGUGUUUCCAGUACAAGCAGAGGAAGCAGGUUCGAGGCAAAGCCUACUUCAACAUUUUCAUGGUGGGCGUGUUUUGGCUGGUGUUCCUGGUUCUGCUGGUGUCGUACGUGCGCAUCGCCUGGCGCCUGCUGCGAGCUUCUUGGGACAAACCCGAUCUGCCCAACGCCGCGCGCUACAGCCGCACGGCCAAGAAGUCCUUCGUGGUGCCGCUUCUGUUCACCGUCUGCUUCGUGCCGUAUCACGCUUUCAGGGGCUUCUACGUCAAAUCGCAGCUCAGCGACGUCACAUGCGAGACGCGCCGCUUCGCCGACCGCACAAACGAGGUCACGCUCCUGUUUUCCGCCCUCAACAGCUGCCUGGACCCGGUGAUGUACUUCAUGCUAUCUGGCUCGGUGCGCAAGGCCGCCGCCGGGGCGCUCUCACGAUUCUUCAGCCUGCAUCGUGACACUGCGGUGACCAACAGCUCUACCACGGAGUUCCGGAGGGCGUCUGUGACAUCUACUGCCGCGGUGCUGGUCACGUCCCGAAACAGCCUGGGUGUCACCACGACGCUCCGGUGUCAGCCCGGCCUGCUGCAGGACCAUCCUGUCCACAAAUAA
Messenger RNA from Triplophysa rosa, 1418 nucleotides. It is a transcript of the gene gpr34a, whose product is annotated as G protein-coupled receptor 34a. The coding region runs from base 282 to 1418 and encodes 378 amino acids. The transcript has 2 exons. The record is from RefSeq and is a predicted model, not a curated record. Gene Ontology annotation, cellular component: membrane. Lineage: Eukaryota; Metazoa; Chordata; Actinopteri; Cypriniformes; Nemacheilidae. Gene Ontology annotation, biological process: G protein-coupled receptor signaling pathway. Gene Ontology annotation, molecular function: G protein-coupled purinergic nucleotide receptor activity.